Messenger RNA from Symbiodinium sp. CCMP2592, 1269 nucleotides. The record is from the annotation of a GenBank genome assembly. Lineage: Eukaryota; Dinophyceae; Suessiales; Symbiodiniaceae.
AUGCCUGAGCUUGGAAGAAUGCUCGGCCGAGGCCUCACAGCGACCACUAAGAAAAGCCCAGCUCCAAGCAUGGGCUACAUGACGGGGACGACUGGAUUGGGCACAUUGUCUGGUCUCAGCAUGGGUGGCUUCUCGACUCCAUCUCCAGCGAAGACACACCUGCUGAACGCAACCACGUCGCUCUCGCCACCUGUCAUUUUAGUCGCGGCCUUGGUGCAAGCAGUGGCCGCAGCGAAGGAGGCGCGGAUGUCUGUGUCUGCAAACGGUGGCAUCACGCUCUUCCAGAAGCGAAGCAUCGGUGGAAAGAUAGACCCGGCUUUGCUACAAGGCCAGUCCAAGCUAACCCGAAGUGAAGCUGUACGACUGAGAACCUACGACGGCAAACAUCUCCACUCGGAUGGCAAGAAGGUUUGGGUGAGCACGGAGAACACCGCGAAGACAGAAGUUCUUUUGCGAUCGGUAGGACCUGCACGUGCACUCAACACUCUGCAGAGCGGAGAUGCAGUCCUUCUGGAGACUCGAGAAGGCAAUCGCCUGGAGAUUCUGGGUGGAGCUGUCAAUGUGCGCCCGAAGAAUUACAGACAGGAUUCGCAAACAUUCCUGGUGCAGAGGCAGGGUGGCGAUGGGGAUCUGGAGGAGGGAGACCCAAGCUUUCUGGUCUCGGGCACGGGCCAUGUCCUGGCCGUGGAGGGCGGCAAGGUGUUGGCGAGGAAGCCAGAUAUGGACACUGGGGAGGCUUUCCUUUUGGAGAGAGCUGCUUCCCACGAACCGGAGAGCCAGUGGCUCGUGGUGCCCAACCCGCAGGGCCAUUGUGACCCCACACUGGAAUGCCAUCGGAAGCUGAACGUUUCCUGCAGAAGCGCGAGUGGAGACGACCUGUCCUUUGACAAAUGCGACCACCACUCUCGCCCCUGGAGCUACGAGCCUUGCUUCCGCUCGCCAUUGGGCUCCUGCAUUGAUUUGGCGGAAUCCGACUGUGUUGACAUCCCUGGGAUGUGGUGGAACACGGAGGGCAAGACUUGCGCCCAGUACGGCGUAGAGGAUUGUGACAACGAGCUGGUCCAUCGAGCCUGCCGGCAGACAUGUGGCGGCGGAUGCCAGCCAGCAAAGACCCUUACGUCCGGAGCUGCCGGUAGCUGCGAGGACGAUCCGCUGUACAGGGGCACCUUCAACUGGCUUUGCAGCUGGUUCAGCUCAAGAAACUGCAGUGCGUACUUGUUCAAGGAUGAGCUGCUCAAGGCAUGCCCGAAGUCCUGCGGCGCCUGCUGA